AAGGAAGUCCCGCCUCGCUCAGAGGGCGGGCUAGCAAGAUGGCGGCGCCCAGGAGCCGGUGAGGUGAGAGGAUACGGGGGUCCUGGGGACUGCUGCACCAGUGCGUUAUGGCCGCGUCCCCGCACACUCUUUCCUCGCGCAUCCUCACAGGCUCAGUAGGAGGAUGUGUCUGGUAUUUAGAGAGAAGAGCUCUACAGGGAUUGCCACACAGGGUCACACAUCUGUUCAGGAAUGUCAAUAAUCAGUGGGUCACGGUCCAGCACUUGAGCUUCCUCAAGCGCAUGUAUGUCACACAGCUGCACAGGGGCCUUAGCCAGCGAGUCAAACCAAAACCAGAGCCACCGGCUUCUCCUUUCCUUGAACACACAUCUUCAGGGCAGGCUAGAGCAGAAGUGGACGAGGUGCCAUCUUUCCCAGCACCCAGUCUGCCUCUGUCCCGGAAGCCAAAUGAGGAGUUGGUGGAGCUGGGGGCAACCUCCAUAAUGGACAAUUCCCUUGACACAGCCAAAGAGAAAAAGGAAGAAAAGCAGUGGAAAGAGAUGAAGCUUCACACUGAUGAUCUGCCUGGCAUUUUGGCCCGGCUGUCCAAGAUCAAACUCACAGCACUUGUGGUAAGCACCACUUCAGCGGGCUUUGCACUGGCUCCAGGCCCUUUCGACUGGUCCUGCUUCCUGCUUACAUCCCUCGGAACCGGCCUCGCAUCCUGUGCUGCCAACUCCAUCAAUCAGUUUUUCGAGGUACCGUUUGACUCAAACAUGAAUAGAACAAAGAACAGGCCUCUGGUUCGUGGACAGAUAAGCCCAUUGCUAGCCGUGUCUUUUGCCACCUGCUGUGCAGUGCCAGGAGUGGCCCUUCUGACCUGGGGAGUGAAUCCACUCACAGGGGCUUUGGGGUUCUUCAACAUUUUCCUGUAUACCUGUUGUUACACACCACUGAAGAGGAUCAGCAUCGCCAAUACCUGGGUUGGAGCUGUGGUUGGAGCCAUCCCUCCUGUCAUGGGCUGGACAGCCGCCACUGGAAGCCUUGAUGCUGGAGCGCUUCUUCUGGGAGGGAUCCUGUACUCCUGGCAGUUCCCGCACUUCAAUGCCCUGAGCUGGGGCCUCCGUGAAGACUACUCCAGAGGAGGCUACUGCAUGAUGUCCGUCACCCACCCAGCCCUCUGCCGGCGCGUGGCACUGCGCCACUGCCUGGCCCUGAUAGCACUGUCAACUGCUGCCCCGGUCCUGGACAUUACCACCUGGGUCUUCCCCAUCAUCUCCCUCCCCAUCAACCUGUACAUCUCCUACCUCGGCUUCCGCUUCUAUAUGGAUGCAGACCGAAAGAGCUCCAGGAAACUGUUCUUCUGCAGCCUGUGGCACCUGCCACUGCUCCUGCUGCUCAUGCUCACCUGUAAGCAGCGGCCUGGGCAGGAGGGGGACAAGGGAGAGGCUCCGAGCUGAAAGCUAGUCAGUCUGUGGGGAACAUGAGAGCAGACACGUGCAGAUAGGCACACAUACAGCACUGCCCUGAGCCAGCAGGAAGGGUAUUUUGGUGAUUUUGGCAAAAGGAGAAUUGGAUGGUAUCAGCUGGUGGCAGAUCAUCUGGUGCUGUGUCAUCGUCACUUACCAGUCCUUUUAAUAUUAAUAUCCAAACUGCUUCCCAAAUAAGAAAGGGACUAUCAUA
This is a messenger RNA of Mastomys coucha (southern multimammate mouse), 1662 nucleotides long. RefSeq names its product protoheme IX farnesyltransferase, mitochondrial. Gene Ontology annotation, biological process: heme biosynthetic process. Gene Ontology annotation, cellular component: mitochondrial membrane; mitochondrion. The transcript has 7 exons. Lineage: Eukaryota; Metazoa; Chordata; Mammalia; Rodentia; Muridae. The coding region runs from base 108 to 1439 and encodes 443 amino acids. The record is from RefSeq and is a predicted model, not a curated record. Gene Ontology annotation, molecular function: protoheme IX farnesyltransferase activity.